AUGGGUGAUGGCAUUCACCGUGCUGUGGUGCUGUGGACCCAGGACCAUAUCCUGACCAGCAAGGAUAUCGUGCAGGCUCCGAACCAGCCGGAGAGAUCAUCCGUAGACAUGGUAGACGUCAUCCUUGAAGUGAGGUCCGAUACUCCAGACGUGGAGAAGUAUCCAUGUGAGUUACUCCACCGCGAUGGGGUGACCGGCAAUCGUCAAUGGAUGCCGUUGAGGUCCACGGCGGAUCACCGAAACCUAUCAGGGAUACCGAACGCAAUGUUCUUCAACGUGGUCUGGAUCUGA
This is a messenger RNA of Penicillium argentinense, 291 nucleotides long. RefSeq lists its product as uncharacterized. The transcript has a single exon. The record is from RefSeq and is a predicted model, not a curated record. Lineage: Eukaryota; Fungi; Ascomycota; Eurotiomycetes; Eurotiales; Aspergillaceae. Bases 1 to 291 code for a protein of 96 amino acids.